This is a messenger RNA of Perca fluviatilis (European perch), 1071 nucleotides long. Its product is annotated as GTPase IMAP family member 7-like. The record is from RefSeq and is a predicted model, not a curated record. Lineage: Eukaryota; Metazoa; Chordata; Actinopteri; Perciformes; Percidae. Gene Ontology annotation, molecular function: GTP binding. The transcript has 4 exons. Bases 1 to 981 code for a protein of 326 amino acids.
AUGAACAUGGACCAGAGAAAGCAAAGGAGAGAGUUGUCUGAAGAGAUCAGAAUAAUAGACAAGCAUGGUAAAGGUAAAGGCUACAAGACCAUCUCCAAGCAGCUUGCUGUUCCUGUGACAACAUUUGCAAAUAUUAAGAAGUUUAAGGUCCAUGGAACUGUAGCCAACCUCCCUGGGCAUGGCCACAAGAGGAAAAUCGACCCCAGAUUGAACAGAAGGAUAGUGCGAAUGGUAGAAAAAGAACCAAGGAUAACUGCCAAAGAGAUGCAAGCUGAACUCCAAGGUGAAGAACAAGACAUCCACAGAGACAAGACUUUAAAGAUGAGCUGCUUUUCCAAGAAAGAAGGUGACAGUCUGCUGCCUGCAGAAGAAAAUCCAGAGCUGAGGAUCGUCCUGCUCGGGAUGGUCGGAGUUGGGAAGAGUUUUUCAGGAAACACCAUCCUGGGCAAUGACCUAUUCCACUCAAAGCGCAGUCUAUCUGCUGUCACAGAGAAGUGCCAGAAGGAAAUGAGGAAAAUUAACAACCAAAAUGUGGUUGUUGUUGAUACUCCUGGUCUGUUAAACAUUGACCAAACAGAAGAGGAGAUUAUGAGAGAGAUCAAGAAAUCCAUCAAUCUUGCUGAACCUGGUCCUCACGUGUUCCUGAUUGUGCUGAGUGUGAAAGAAAGAUACACAAAGAAAGAAGAAGAGAUGGUGAAAAGCAUUCACGAUACUUUUGGCAAAAACACAAUGGAUUACACUAUGGUGUUAUUCACCAAUGGAGAAGAAGGUACCAAGAUAGAGGACUUUUUUUCUGGCAAUAAAAAUCUCCACGAGCUAAUCAAGAAGUGCAAGUAUGGAUACCAUCUUCUUGACAGUCGUCCCGAACAGGUCCCGGAGCUACUGAAGAAGAUCACCGAUAAGGUUCAGGCUGCAGAAGGAAGAUACUACACCGCUGAGAUGCUCCAAGAGGCUGAAACUGCCUUAAAGACGGUCCACUGAAAACCUCCAAUGGACAUUGAAACGACGACGGAGCCUUGAUGGAGUCGUGGUGCAGCCUGAUCCUGUAGACAUAAUGUGUUACUGUUCUGA